GUAAACAGACUAGCACAUGGACUGCCGUGGUGUCGCCAAACUCUAACAUAAGUGUUAUGCCUUUAACCAUCUACAUAUCAUGUAUCUCAAGAUUCCUUUGUUUUCCCAGCUUUACUAGUUUGAACGCUGACACACCGACCAACCGGGCACAUAUCCACUAGCGUAUCAAAUCUCAAGAUGUCAAAUGAAGAUGACCUCUUCCGAACGCUUAGUCGCAAGAAGAGUCCAAGGACUUCAAGGAGAACAACCUUCCAGGAUGAAUUGGAAGAAGCUGUCUCUGCAAGAGCAAAGAGAAACGACACGGAAAGCCAUACUUAUUCAGAUGACUUUGAAGAGGAUGAUAUACUCACAGAAAUACUCAACCGGCGAAAGAAAAAGUUGGACACAUUUCGAAAAGGGAAGAAGCAAGGCAAGGUUCAGGAUUUUCAGCUGUCAGAUGAAGAGGAAAAUGCCAAGCCUAAGAGGGUAUCAUUCUUAAAAUCUCAAAAGACACGGCCUCCUAUAGAGGGGUGUAAUGCUCAAAAGAAUGAAACUGAUAAGCCGGAAUCUGUGAACAGCAUCCACAGUGCACAGAGUGAAUCCUCACAACCAAUAAGCACAUCUGGCCAUUCCACUCUGACAUCAAAAUUUGAAGACAGCCCAUCUGACUCACCACAGCUCUGGCAAGCUCUGGCAGACACUUCUCUGUCCAGGAGGGGCCGGUCAGAAGGCUCCGUGGAGACAAAGGAUUCACCCCAGUCGAAGCAAUUGCAUACAACACAAACCCCAGAAGACAUUUUGUCCCAGAAUGAUAGAGCCGUUUCAUCAGCACUAACUUCAUCCAACUCUGAAAGCAGACAGAGGAGCUCGCUGUCACCCCAGUUAUCUGAAGAAGGGCAGAGGCUGCCCUCGCCAGAGGAUAGUAAACGUGACCACAUAAUCACCUCACAGCAAAAGACUCCACCCCUUCCACACCCAAGAGAGCGAGGUGUGACAGAGAGCUCCACAGCAGUGUCUAUCAGUGGAGAUGGGCCUCCGAAGCCCAGGCCACGCCAAAGGAUGCUCAGGGCAGGCAGUCCAGUUGAAGAGAAGCCAGCAGCAGAGCCCCCUGUGGAGUCUUCUCUCUCCUCAUCCGUACCUGUUCCACAGUCUGCGAUGAAGAGGACUGAAACGUCGUCUUCCUCUUCAGGGAACAGAAGCUCAUUGAGCCACAGUACUCAGGUUAUGAAAGGAGACUCUUCAGGAUCUGUGAAGCAUAGCAGGAGCUCCUCAGCAAUUGGUGAUGGAAUGUCCUUACAGAAAUCUACAGAAGACUCUCUAUGCAAUAAUGAUUUGGUUGAGCCAGACAACUACAGAACAGGAGCAUGCUCUGCAGAAAAUGGAGAGUCUGAAGAUCGUCCAGAUGGUGCUACAAGCAGACAAAGCAGUGCCCUGGGGAAAACGGUCGUAAUCAGGCCUGCCAGUGCUCAGGCGACAGGUUCUAGGAGGUGUGGCAGAAUGAGCUCUUUGAAAGCCACUUCUAAGUACCUUGGUUCUCUGAAGAUUCUGGAUCAGCCAUCGCCAGGGAAUGAGUCCCAGCCAGAAGCUGCUGACUCUCUCAGGGCGGCCAUUUACCAGGAAUGGCUUCAGAAGAAACGAGAGAAAUUGAGCGUAGAGUUGCAAGCCAAAAGGCACGAGGAGAAGCUAAAGGAGGAAAAAACAAAAGAGGAGGAGCUCACCAAAAGAGAGGUUGCUAAGGCCUCUUACGAGGCAUGGAAGGAAAAAAAGAAGGAAACAAUCAAACUGAAGAUCAAAGAAAAACAAGAGGCCACACGGAAGCAGGAAAGAGAAAUGAGUGAAAAAGAAGAAAAGAAAGAAUCCGCAAAGAAGGCUUUCGAAAAAUGGAAACAAGAGCAAGAUGAGAUCUUAAAAGAUAAGGUUAGAAAGAAAAUGCAGACUGAAAAUCAAUUGAAGCAGAAAAAGGAAGAGGAAAAGGAAUACAGAAAGAAAGAUGCAACCUCUGCAUUCUCAAAAUGGAAUGAGACCAAAAGGGAUGUCAUUCAAGAAAAAAGAAAAACAGAAAGAGAAAAGGAGAAAAUAAAGCAAGAGGAAGAACAGUAUGAGAAGGAGGAGCGGGACCAGAUGGCUCUGGAGAUGUAUGAGAAAUGGAUGAGAAGAAAAGAGUUUCAACAAAAAAGAGAGAAGAAUGAAAAAAGGAUACAAGCCAUUCUUCAGUAUGAGCCUCGUCCUGCCUGGAGCCCCCCAAACAAAACGGUGCCUUCCGGCAGAUGACCCUCCUGAGGUACGGCUGAGUGUGCAGUUAGCCCAAUGCGUCAGACACCUACUUGUUUACAGUAGCAUGUCCUGCGCACACAAUCCUCGUUGCUCACUAGAGAGUCAAUUAAGGUACUAUGAACUUGUGUUGUGUGUGAAAAAUCUUGAUCAUGGCAUAGUUAGUGAUUCCAAAUAAUGUCCUUAUUAAGCAAUGUGUGCAAUGCACUAGGCUAAUGUUCAUUGUCCAUUAAGGCCCACCAUUAAGCAUGCAUAUUGUGAUUUUCUCUCUUGGCAGCUGAAAAGCCUUAUUAAUUAUUAAUGUAUUUUUUUAAACCUUGCUUUUUUAUAGACACAACAAAUAAAGCUGAAGGACUUUGUGAAUGUUCAAAA
Molecule: messenger RNA, 2622 nt
Organism: Engraulis encrasicolus (European anchovy)
Lineage: Eukaryota; Metazoa; Chordata; Actinopteri; Clupeiformes; Engraulidae
Gene: map9
Product: microtubule-associated protein 9
Exons: 14
Coding region: 178-2250 (690 amino acids)
Biological process (GO): regulation of mitotic cytokinesis; mitotic cytokinesis; mitotic spindle assembly
Cellular component (GO): astral microtubule
Molecular function (GO): microtubule binding
Source: RefSeq, a predicted model, not a curated record